Molecule: messenger RNA, 804 nt
Organism: Ostreococcus tauri
Lineage: Eukaryota; Viridiplantae; Chlorophyta; Mamiellophyceae; Mamiellales; Bathycoccaceae
Product: Basic-leucine zipper domain
Exons: 1
Coding region: 1-804 (267 amino acids)
Biological process (GO): regulation of DNA-templated transcription
Molecular function (GO): DNA-binding transcription factor activity
Source: RefSeq, a predicted model, not a curated record
AUGGACCGCGGUGGCGACGGCGCGGACGCCGCGCGACGGGCGCGGCGUCUGGCGGCGAAUCGCGCGGCGAGCGCGGCGAGUCGGAAACGGAAGCGCGAAGUGGAGCUGGAGACGCGUCGGCGUGUCGACGCGUUGGAGUCGCUCGUGCGCGCGAUGGCGGCGGAGAACGCGACGCUCAGGGAGGCGUUGAUGACGGUGGCGUGUGGAGGGGGGGUGGAAGGGGGGUGGGAGGCGAGAAAGGUACCGUUGCCGCGGGCGGCGCGGGACGCGCGGGCGCGGGCGAAUGAAAACGCGUCGUCGCCCGCGUCGUCGUCGUUGACGGCGAGUUGGGAGGAGAUCGGAGGAGACGUGGGGAGGUUGGCGUCGUCGGGCGAGGCGCGCUCGACGGACGCGUUCGCGGAUGAAUAUACAGAAUGUGCGCUUCGGACUAAGCGCUCGAAACUCGCGCGCGUCGCGAGGGCCGACGAAGAUGCGAAGACGCUCGAAUACGAGCGACGACGCGUCGGAGAGGGCCCGCUCGGAGCGACGCGCGUGGACGAGCCACGCGCCGAACGUGGACGCGCACGAAUUCAUAUGCUGUUUGCGAACGCGCUCUCGAGGCGCUCGACGCCCUCGACGACGCCUCGGACGACGUCUCCGAAGAUAUCUCCGACGAUCUCGACGCGUUUCUCGCGGAUGCUAGCUUCGAAAACGUCUUUGACUUCCCGGAUGCCGCCGACGCAGAUUUUCAGGCGCUCAUUUCGUGCGUCACGUAGUUGCCGUCGCGCCGCCAAGACGCGGUCUGUGUUUAAGAAACGUCCCUGA